GAGGAUAUGGCCGCCGGGAUUCUGGCGAGCAAGAGGGCCAGAGAGAGACUCAUGAAUAAGGACAAGAAGAAGAAGAAAAAGUCGAAGAAGACUGCCAAGAAAAAGAAAAAAUCCAAGAAGAACUCCAGCAGUAGCAGCAGCCAGGAAGACUCCAAUUCGGAGUCAGAUUCAGGCCGUUCUGAUUCGGAGCCGGACGAGAUGACUCAGGAUUCCAUCAUGGAGGAGCUGAAGCUGCAGUUGGGUCUGAAAGGCAAAGAUUUGAAGCUGAAAGACAUGGUGUCUUUCGAGAACAUGACCUGUGAGCAGUUAAUCUUCUUGAUGGCGGAGUCACACAAAUCUUUGGGCACUCUAACAAUCAUGGACUUUCACGAGCUUGGCGGAGAAGCCCGGUCGCUUGCACAGAAGAACAUGAAGGGCUUGCAGCCACCGAAGAAGGCCUCCAAGAAAGACCCCCACAACGUCGAUGCGAAGAAGAUCUUUGUAGAGGCUCAACAGGUCUUUAUCCUGGCGGAGAAGAAAUGGAAGGACAGGAUUCUGGCCGUUCUGGAGAAGUUGCUGAGCAAGAGCCGCAAGAACACGGUGCUUCAGUUCCAAACGGUCGUUCAGUUGAGGAAGAGUCUCUUCCCGAGGAUUCGGGACAAUGUCAAGGGAUCCAAGCGCUUUCCCGAGCAAGUGCAGUCUUUGAUUGAGAAGCUCAAGCGAGAUGCGAAGGAUGACCUGGAAAAGGUCGAAGCCAAGGUCAUGUCGAAAGGGCCAAAGGCCGAUCAGCGCAGAGACUCGGAGACGGGGGACGGUGGCCCCGCCAAAAAUAAGAAGAGGCGCCGAUCCAAGGGAUCCAAGGGCAAUCCUGACGAGGAAUCCACAGUGGAGAAAGAGGAUAGCGACGAUGGCGACGACGGGGACGAUGACGACGAAGAGGGCUCAGAUGAGAGCUCAACGACACAAGUCUUGCCCGGCGGUGGCCCACAGGUCGGAAUCCCACCGGAUGAUUCCGACCUGUGGGCAGAUCCGAAGUUUCAGCAGUUGGCCGCUCAGGACUCCGAAUCUCGACUUGCACUUCCUGAUGUCCGCGAACGUUUGGCUGCUCAAGGAGUCCGAAGUGCCAGCGAUCUCUUUGAGAAGAUGCUAGCUGACGAGGCAAGACCUGUGUCCUACAAUCAUUCCGGAGCAGUGUCCUCACCUUUGUUCCAUCUGGGCAGGCGAUGUGCCAGGCCGUUCUGGACGCCAUGUCCACCAAGCCCGGCCAGUCCUGAGAGCUUGGUUGUCACAGCUCUUGCUGAGGCGAUUGUGAAGCGCCCGCCAUCUGGGCUCUCCCUCUAG
Molecule: messenger RNA, 1320 nt
Organism: Symbiodinium sp. CCMP2592
Lineage: Eukaryota; Dinophyceae; Suessiales; Symbiodiniaceae
Source: the annotation of a GenBank genome assembly